UUAUUUUGGUAAGGAAAUUCAUGUGGCGUAUUCAUCCAUGGCAUUGUGGUUGGUAGGGUUCUGGAACGCUGGAAGCUGGAGUUGGAACUGACAAACCGUGCAAGGAAGCCAACAUAACCUUCACCAACAUUGACUUUCGGCGGGUAUGCGAGCUCUUGUUUCUUCUUUCUCUUCGUGCUGUAGCAUUCGACGUCUGCUAUUAACAAUCCGCGGCACUAAUUUCAACAACGUCGUGAUUCGUGCGACGAUGGAGAAGAGGAGUGAAGAAAAACUUGAGACUGUGAAUCUCAAAAACAUUCCCAACGUCAAUAAACUCCAGCAACUGACUAACGCCGAUCCUUCUGGUGGUUGGGAAAAGAGCUGGGAGCUGGGAUUAACCCCGUGGGAUUUAGGACAACCAACACCUGUUGUUCUUCACCUUCAGCAAGGUGGAGCUCUUCCCAAUGGUAGAGCUCUGGUACCUGGAUGUGGCACUGGGUAUGAUGUGGUGGCAAUGGCAUCUCCUGAACGCUAUGUUGUUGGAUUGGACAUAUCAGAAAAUGCCAUUAAGAAGGCAAAGGAGAUGUCGUCCUCAUCACCAAAUGCAAACUGUUUUGCCUUCUUAAAGGAAGACUUCUUCACUUGGUGCCCUAGUGAGUUAUUUGAUCUCAUUUUUGACUAUACAUUCUUCUGCGCCAUUGAACCAUCAAUGAGAUCAGCAUGGGCAAAGAGAAUGUGCAAACUUCUAAAACCAGAUGGAGAACUUAUAACGCUGAUGUUCCCAAUCAGUGACCAUGUUGGUGGACCGCCUUAUAGAGUAUCAGUAGCUGAGGUCAUCGUAUUCUUUAUGCAGCUACGAAGAGGUGCUACGUCCCAUGGGCUUUAAAUCAGUGUCUGUUGUGGAUAAUGACCUUGCUAUAGGUCCUCGCCAGGGAAGAGAGAAGCUGGGAAGGUGGAAGUUCGUUGCUAAACCUUCUCUAUAACAGUGAUCAUCAAGAGGACUGGCUUUCUGAGCUGGAGACUAUUGGUCAGUGCGACCAAUGCUGCGUAAUAAAAGUUUCUUUUUUCAUUUGAUGUUUGUGGGUUAAACGAAAAGAAGAGCAAUAAAUAAACUAUGGUAAUUUCCAUACAGUGGUUAAAGUUUGGCUAUGAUUACAACUGAGUUUAUUGGGUUUGAAAAA
Messenger RNA from Carica papaya (papaya), 1160 nucleotides. Its product is annotated as putative thiol methyltransferase 2. The record is from RefSeq and is a predicted model, not a curated record. Lineage: Eukaryota; Viridiplantae; Streptophyta; Magnoliopsida; Brassicales; Caricaceae. Gene Ontology annotation, molecular function: S-adenosylmethionine-dependent methyltransferase activity.